This is a messenger RNA of Eurytemora carolleeae, 1062 nucleotides long. Its product is annotated as zinc finger autosomal protein-like. Gene Ontology annotation, cellular component: nucleus. The transcript has a single exon. Gene Ontology annotation, biological process: regulation of transcription by RNA polymerase II. Gene Ontology annotation, molecular function: DNA-binding transcription factor activity, RNA polymerase II-specific; RNA polymerase II transcription regulatory region sequence-specific DNA binding. The record is from RefSeq and is a predicted model, not a curated record. Bases 32 to 994 code for a protein of 320 amino acids. NCBI's taxonomy places the organism in Eukaryota, Metazoa, Arthropoda, Copepoda, Calanoida, Temoridae.
AAGAGUAAUAUUUCUUUAACUAGGAGAAAACAUGGUUCUUGGAUUGGAUCCUCUGCAAGCUGAAUCAAAACAUAAGAGAAUAAAGAAGAGUAAAGAUGGGUCUCCAUGUUCUCAAGAUUCUAAUCUAAAGGGACGUGUUGACAGUAAACACAAACCAGUGAGACAUCCUUGUCCUGAAUGUGAGUACACAGCAACUAGACCAAUUCGCCUGAAGCUUCAUGUUGAAAGUAAACACAAAGGAGUGAAAUAUCCUUGUUCUGAUUGUGACUAUAUUGCAACUCAACCAGGUUACCUGAAGAAUCAUGUUGAAAGUAUACACAUAAGAGUGAGAUAUGCUUGUCCUGAAUGUGAGUUUACUGCAACUAGAGCAAGCAACCUGAAGAUUCAUGUUGAUAGUAAGCACAAAGGAGUGAGAUAUUCUUGUUUUGAAUGUGCUUAUGUUGCAACUACACCAAGUGUACUACAUAAACAUGUUAAAAGUAAACACAAAGGAGUAAGAUAUCCUUGUGCACAAUGUGAGUUUGCUGCUACUACAACAUAUGGUCUUAAGAUACACUUUGAAAUCAAACAUGAAGCAGUGCGGUAUCAUUGCCUUGAAUGUGAGUAUGCUGCUACUACAGCAAAUAACCUGAAGAGACAUGUAGAGAUUACGCACAGAGACUUGAAAUAUCCUUGUUCUCAAUGUGAUUUUGCUGCAACUACAACACGUGAUCUAAAGAGACAUGUUGAAGGGAAACAUGAAGGAGUGAGGUAUCCCUGUCCUAAUUGUGAAUUUACUGCAUCAAGAGCAGGAGAUCUAAAGAUUCAUGUAGAAAGUAAGCAUGAAGGAGUGAGGUAUCCUUGUUCUAAAUGUGAAUUUACUGCAACUAGAACAGGAGAUUUAAAGAUUCAUGUAGAAAAUAAGCAUGAAGGAGUAAGAUAUCCUUGUCCUAAAUGUGAAUUUGCUUCAACUUCAAGACAAGGACUGAAGAAACAUCAAAUAAACAAACAUUAAAUAUGGUCGUUAGAUAUCAAUUAUCAAUAUUUUUUUAACUUAUUUAAAUACACUAAUAAGGAAACUUA